AUCCGGUAGGGUUCGCUAGUCGCGAGAAAACGAAACGAGAAAAUCAAAGUAAUGUACGAGAAACGAAUUUAAAUCGAAAUCUAUAUCCAUUUCUGUUCUUAAUAUCGAAGAGUUCCGAGUAUUUACAGGAUUGGAUUCAUUGAUAAGAAUGCAGUAAUUAAAGAGUGAGAUUGAAUGACAGUCAUAUACAUGCUCCAUUGAUUAUAAUUGAACAUGGCUGCUUAUGAAGAUCCUUCAGGAUCUCGUUCUCUUGAAUUAGCUGUUGAAUUAGCAACACUUGCAAUUUCUUGUGACAGUGAAAAUAAUAUUGAUGCUGCUAUUUACUAUUACCAGGAAGCUGCACAGUUACUGAAUGUUGCACAAUCACUGGGAUCAGCUGUGCCCAAUCUUAAUGAGAAAAAAAAUGAAUAUAUGAAGAGACUAGAAGAAUUAAAAAGGACAAAGUUUUCUUGUCAAAAUCAAUUGCAAACUAAGAAAAAUAAUCAGCAGUCAGAACUAGAACGUGCUGAAUUUCUCCUUCAUCAGGCGUUUGAUGAAGACGAAGCAGAUAAUAAUGAAGAAGCUGUAGAACUGUACUCUCAAGCUGUGGAACUUUGUUUAACAGCAGUAGCACACAGAAACCUUGUUGAGACUUACAGCAACCAUGCUCUGUCGGAAACAACAUGCAGAGAUUGGUUUAGACACUUCAAAAAUAAUGAUUUUGAUGUUGAAGAUAAAGAACAAUCUGGCGCACCAAAAAAGUUUGAAGACGAGGAAUUAGAGGCAUUACUUCAUGAAGACUCAUGUCAGACGCUAGCUGAACUUGCAGAAUCAUUAGGAGUUGAUCACACAACAGUUUCGAAACGUUUAAAAGGAUUAGGAAUGAUUCAAAAGCAAGGACAUUGGGUGCCGUACGAGUUGAAGCCGAGAGAUUUUUAUAGAGCCGAAGCAUUGAAAAAGAAAAUCUCGCCUACUGAAACAUUGUCCGUACAGUCUCCUAGAGUUCCUCGAGCCAUAAGUCCUGUUCAGAACAGAAGAGUAAUCCCUCCAUUAGGUAUUGGAAGCUUAUUUAAUGAUGAACCAAAACCAAAAAACAUAGAGCACAACAGAACAACAAAUAAAAAUCAACUUCAUAUUAGUGGAAGUCAAUCUUAUACAAAAGAAGAAUUAGAAGUUUUAAGAAUAACCUCAUUUAUUAAUGGUCGUGAAUAUGUACCUUUUAUGUCAAUUGAUUUAAAAGAAAAAUUUGCCUAUCCGUUACCUUUUACGGAUAAAGAUGGUAAGUUGGCACUUUCACCCAAACAGAAGACAUCGUUCAAAAGGUGGAUAAGACCGGAAGAUAUAUCUUCCGGUCCAAAAAUAAUUGAGCUGAUUGAUUGUUUUAGUAUUAAACAGACUCUUGUAUCUGAUUGUUCCUUUAUUGCUUCUCUAGCUGUUAGUGCUUUGUAUGAGAAACGUUUCAAAAGGAAAAUUAUCACUAGCAUUAUAUAUCCUCAGAAUAGAGCCGGAGAACCAGUUUAUAAUCCAUGUGGAAAAUAUAUGGUAAAACUUCACAUAAAUGGUGUACCACGAAAGAUAAUAAUUGACGAUUAUCUUCCGUCGACACAAAAUGGAGAAUUACUGUGUUCAUAUUCAAGUAAUUGCAACGAAUUUUGGGUUUCCCUCCUCGAAAAGGCAUACAUGAAAGUAAUGGGAGGAUAUGACUUUCCUGGGUCUAACUCUAACAUCGAUCUUCAUGCUUUAACUGGAUGGAUACCCGAACGAAUAGCAAUAAACACACAAGAUCCUGAUUUCAACAAGCAAAAUCUGUUCAAAAUGUUACACAGCCGUCAUUUGAAAGGAGACGUGCUACUGAGUGUUGCCACGGGUGAACUAAAUGAAGUUGAAGCCGAUAGAGCCGGUCUUGUACCCACUCAUGCCUAUGCCAUACUAGAUGUAAAAGAAGUAAUGGGAAAACAAUUAUUUCUAGUAAAAAAUCCCUGGAGCCAUCUUCGCUGGAAAGGAAAAUAUUCGGAACAUGACAGCGCAAGUUGGACGCUGCAGUUACGGGAGGCAUUGAAAUAUGAUCCAAAAAGUGCAAAGAUGUUUGACAAUGGUGUGUUUUGGAUAGAUUAUGAUUCUCUCCUUCACUUCUUCGAUGUCGUUUACUUAAAUUGGAAUCCUUCGCUAUUUAAAUAUACAUAUUGCAUUCACCAAUCCUGGAAAGCAGGAACAGGCCCUGCCAAAGAUUUAUACAGUGUUACUGACAAUCCCCAAUAUUCAUUAGAAGUAAAAUCACCUGGUUCGGCUGUAUGGAUAUUGCUUACUCGUCAUAUUACGGAUAGAGAUGAUUUUGCUGAUAAUAAAGAAUAUAUAACAGUAUUGGUAUAUAAAAAUAAUGGAAGAAAAGUAUAUUUCCCUUAUGAUCCUCCUCCUUUUAUUGAAGGUAUCAGAAUAAAUAGUCCACAUUAUUUAUGUAAAUUGGUAAUUCCUCAAAAUGGUGAUUCCAAGUAUACUCUUAUUAUUUCUCAAUAUGAGAAAUCAAAUACAAUCUAUUAUACUUUAAGGGUUUAUGCAACCUGUCCUUUCACCUUAAAUAAAAUAAAUAAUUAUUUUAAAUAUAAACAAGAGAUAAAAAAUGGUGAAUGGACGAGUGAGACUGCAGGAGGUUGUGGCAAUCAUCCCAACAGUUAUCACAGAAAUCCUAUCUAUCAAGUUUCUCUUCAGUCAAAUAAUGAUGAAAAUCAAUUAUUGAUUGAUUUGAAAGGACCAAAGCAAUAUCAAGUUGGAUUUGAUGUUGUGACAGUGAGUGUAAAUAAUACUAAUGCUUCAGGCUAUUUUAGUAGAAACUCUUCUGGUACAUUCAGAUCUGGUUUUACUAUCCUAGAACUAAAUGCUGUACCUGCUGGUACAUAUAAUAUUAUACCUUGCACAUACAUGCCUAAUCAGAAAGGUCCUUUCUUUUUGACCAUACAGUCAACGUGCCCAUUCAAAAUAUCUAAACUCCAAUGAUGAAAAUUGUUACAUAAUUGAAGAUUUGGUGCCUUUCAUAUUGUAUAUUAUGAAAGUAUUGUUAAACAUUUUUUAUAUAAGGAAUAUGAGAUGCAAUUACGACAUUGAAUCCUAAUUUAUUAUUUAUUUUAAAAUUCUUAAGGAUUUCUUUUUGUGAUCAAAUUUGAAAUUUUGUUAAAUUUGAGACUGAAUUAAAAAAAAUAUAUUUUUUAAAAUAAUGUAUAAAUAACUUCACUGCUUGAGAAUGCAAAUUAUAGUCACAUAUUUUUUUAUAAAUACAAAAAAAAAAUAGUAUACUUCAUAUAGUUUGUGAUUAUUACAACAAGUGUAUGAGGUAUUUGUUAAUUUUAUAUAGCAUCAUGUUACAAUGUACUACUAAUUCAAUUUUAUUGUAUUUAUAAAAACUGAUUCUUGUUAAUAACAGUGUUGUUAUAAUAAUCAUUUAUAGUGAAAUAAUAAAUGUUAUGAGUAAAUUUAAUAGCACAAUAGACAAUUUUAAGAUAAAGUUACCUGAAUGGAAUCACAAUAAUGCAAACUUCAUAGCUUAAACCACAAGUUGAGAUAUAUUGUCCAAUAAAAAUUUCCAGUUCUUCUCUACAUUCACAGAAAAUUUCUCUAUCACAAUAAAAGCCAUCAGUGUUGAAAAUAAUUAUUGAAUGUUA
Molecule: messenger RNA, 3632 nt
Organism: Centruroides sculpturatus (bark scorpion)
Lineage: Eukaryota; Metazoa; Arthropoda; Arachnida; Scorpiones; Buthidae
Product: calpain-7-like
Exons: 20
Coding region: 214-2970 (918 amino acids)
Biological process (GO): proteolysis
Molecular function (GO): calcium-dependent cysteine-type endopeptidase activity
Source: RefSeq, a predicted model, not a curated record